AUAUAGAUAUCUAUGUAUAAUAUGGGUUUCUAAGAGCCAUUGCGAUACAUCCACCGUAAACUGAGCGCAUGGUACCGUGGCUACAAGCUGCUCAGGGCCAAGUGAUAAUAUAUAUUAUAUUAUAUUACAUAGAUAUCUAUGUAUAAUAUGGGUUUCUACGAGCCAUUGCGAUACAUCCACCGUAAACAGCGCAUGGUACUGUGGCUACAAGCUGCUCAGGGCCACACCCCCACCCCCCUCCUUGACCUGCCUUGACACGCCCACCGAAACAGCGCGUUUGGGGGAAGCUCAAUGUGCGACUAGUUCGGAGUGGCUGUAACUCUCCACCACGGCUGAAUUUCGGGGACGUCUUUGAAUACUGUGUUUGUGGCCCACUAAUACCUAUAUUAAAGCAUCCAUAAAAUAGCAUGGCAUGGGAUCUUUAACAGCAGCGACCAUCAUAUCGAGGGACAGGAGGUGGCGUUGAUCUCAGAGCAUCUACUUAGUAAAGUACCAAAGAAUAUGACGAAACAUGGACUACAUCAGUGGAUCAGUGAAUGACGGACAGUCAAUGCUUUUCAGAUCGGAAACGUGAAGCAGGACAGACACAGAGUUUCCAUCAUCCGUUCAUCUGCUUUUGAACUCCGUUGGGACUUAUUUACUUUGUAUAAACUUCUACCACGGGGAACUUUUCUGUGUGCCAGGGGAAUCCAUCAUGCCAAUCACUUUCUCUGACAUACUCGUGGGACUGAGUUGUGCGUCGAUUGGACUUAGUUCCUAUGUCCUUGAAUAACAUCAAAACAUAACGCUCCUUCUAACCUUAAAGGAGACCUACUAGCCUGAAGAACAUUAAACCCGCUUUAUUUCCGUGAAUAUUCAGGGCAUGAUGGCUGAAUAACAUCUGAACAUGUCUGUGGAUUGGGAUCCUUGGUUCGCCUCCUACAUCGCCAUGGAGGUGGUUAUCGCGGUGUUGUCGGUACUCGGGAACGUCCUUGUGGUCUGGGCGGUGAUCCUCAACCGCUCCCUCAGAGACACCACCUUCUGCUUCAUCUUCUCGCUGGCCCUGGCCGACAUCGCAGUGGGCUCUCUUGCCAUCCCGCUCGCCAUCACCAUCAGCAUCGGGUUGCAGACCACCUUCUACAGCUGCCUCGUGGGCACCUGCACCAUGCUGGUGCUGACCCAGAGCUCCAUCCUGGCGCUGCUGGCCAUCGCCAUCGACCGCUACCUGAGGGUCAAGAUACCCAUGAGGAGGACAUCUAUGACAAGGAUGAGUGUGAUGAAAUCCGUUGUACAUUACCAAGGAUUCUCGAGCUACAGGUGGGUGGUGACGCCCCGGCGAGCGAGCACGGCCGUGGGGCUGUGUUGGCUGGUGUCCUUUAUGGUGGGCCUAACACCCUUGCUUGGCUGGAACAAGCUGCAGCACGCCAACGGCACCGUGGGCAGUGGGCCUGAGGCCCAGAUGACCUGUACGUUUGAGAACAUCAUCAGCAUGGACUACAUGGUGUAUUUCAACUUCCUCGGCUGGGUGCUGCCCCCCCUGCUGCUCAUGCUUCUCAUCUACAUAGAGAUAUUCUACAUAAUCCACAAGCAUCUCAACAAGAAGGUAACAGCCAGCCAAGCGGGCCCCAGGCGACGCCAAGACUACGGCAAGGAGCUGAAACUGGUCAAGUCCCUGGCACUGGUUCUGUUCCUCUUCACCGUCAGCUGGCUCCCAGUGCACAUCCUCAACUGCAUCACGUUGUUCUGCCCCAAGUGCGUUGAGCACAAGAAGGGCAUUCGCAUCGCCAUCCUGCUGAGCCACGGCAACUCGGCGGUCAACCCCGUCGUCUACUCUUUCCACAUCAAUAAGUUCCAUACGGCAUUUCGGAAGAUCUGGCAGCAGUACAUCCUGUGCAGGGAUCCGGUGGGCAAGCUGCCUCAGAAAAGUGGUCAGAGUGGCUGGAACCACGCGGUGAGGCGCAGGCACAACAGCAAGGAUGCCCAUGAGUUUUGAUCCGGAGUUCAUUGGUUUGAGUUGGGGCCUCAGGACACACAUCGGCCAGGAUUCAUUACAUAAUCAAUUCAGAAUUGUAUGAAUUCUGGGGUUCAAACAUUGCCUUGUUAUGUGGCGAUAUCAGCAGAACAAUCACUGGGUCCUUCAUGGAGAUAGACACAGACUCUAAUAAAAGAGACUUCUGUUUUUCCGUCCAUAGAAUUAAGGACUACAAAUAUGGAGGCCAAAUGGAGAUCCGGAAUUAGCCAACAUAAUCAUCUUCAUUCAUCUGUCUUAAAUGAGAAAUUAUGUCAUAUGGGGUAAGGGGCUUCACACAAUCUCCAACAGGAAUCUCUAACAAUGUGCUUGCAGUAUAUCAUAGUAUUUACAUGCCCUCAAUAUCUUUCUGCCUUUUCUGAAUGACCUUGCUUGAAUCUCAUUAGGAGAGAAAAAUUCAGUUUGCUGUGCUAUAGUGCUUUAGUAUACAUUUUUUUAUAGUCUUUAAUACUAGCUCUGAGGCAAGUAAAAUAAGUCAUAGUUUAACAGGAGAGUAAACAUAUUGUGAAGAUAUUGUUUGCUACCUUUGAGUACUAAUAUAGAUAUAGGCCAGUAAGACUUUGGCCAUAGCUGUGAGCUAAUUAAGGCUAUGACACGGGUAAGGCUGUGAUAAUCGGUACAACAGACAACUGUGAUGUGAAGAAAAAAAUAGAGGAUAAUAUGACACUUAACAUGCACUUUCUUUUUUAAUAAAGGUGAUCUCAAAAUGAAACCUUGCAGACAAAUAGAGAAAUUACUACUGAAACUAGAGUAUUAUGGUGUGCGGUUUCAAAAGUUCCACUAACAAAUGUUAAUUUAUUCAUACAAUAGAAUAUACCUAAAAUAGUCAUGAUAAAUCUGAAAACAAUAAAUUAUUAUAUACCAUCUAUAAAUGUUAAUACUAGAUAUAAAAUACUUUACAGUCACAUGCUCAAAUAAGCAUUAGCUUAUUGUGCUAUAAUAGUUAUUUAGCUUUCUACCAACAGGUCCUUUGUCUAUGUUUCUUCAUAGAAUAAAUUAUGUACCCAUAUGUAAUUUACGUACCCAUAUGCACGCACACACAUACAAACAUUGGAGAUGGGAACCAUCUCCAACCUCAGUAUCUUCUUGAGGUUUUAAGACAUUAUUGUUCUGUCUCAAGCUGUCCAUCUAUAUAGCAGUGAUGUGCAAAGUCAAAAAUACUGUACAAUUUAUCUGUAUUAUCAACAUGGACUACCUGGUGCUACAAGUAAAAUAGCGUAACUUUACAUUGGAGCAUAUCAGGCCUAUUGACUAUCUGCAUAUGUGUGUGCUUUCAUAUGUGUGUAUGGUUUUGUGAGUUCAUGUUUGGGUAUGCACAAAGAGAUGAUUGCAAAACUAGGUGUAACCGAAAUGUUAUGUUAAGUCAGGAUGAAACACAUUUGUUGUGUAAAAAUGACCACAAUAAAUGCUACUUUUCUAUGUAGUAUUGUUGCUCAAAAGCACAUGUGUAAUUGAGGUGACCUACACAGGGACUUUUUGUCUAGGGUUGAAUGAUCAAGGCUUUUUUGUAACUGCACAGAGUAACAACAGAACCUGAGUUGGAAAGAACACAUAAACAGUCUUCAAUCCCGAGUUAUUGUGUGGCUCUCCCAACAUGCCCUUCGGCCAAUCAGAAUGCUCUAAACUACGGGCCAUUCCCGUUCUCCAUUAACAUUUAUCUUCCCGCUCAUGGUUUCCACAAUACAUUCUAUACAGUAUUUCUAGCAUUACAUACAAAGGGUUACAUUAUAAAUUAUAGUUACAUGAAUUUACAUAUUACCAAUUACAGUUAUAUGAAGUGAGGUCUUUGAUUAAAAUCCAUUAAUCGCCUUGGUCAUUGACUACAGAGGGAUGUCUGUCUGAGUGUUCGCCAGUCAACCAAGGACCCUCUGAGGUGUUAUGAAUGACAAAGGGACAGGGCCCUUCUCUCUCUACCAAUAUUGCAACAAUUUGGCUGAGAAGCAUCCAAUAUUUUCUACCAUAAGAGCUACACACACCAUGCAGACAGCUUCCUGAUGUACAGGUCAGUGAGGGUCUAACAAGUCCCAUAUUAUUUGAUGAACUUGGGGCAAUCAUAGAAAGACAAUCCAACUUCAAUCUUCAAAUCAGACUUAUUUUACCUUUAUACUCUGAUACCCUGAUAGGCAAGACUGAAUCUGAGUC
Molecule: messenger RNA, 4150 nt
Organism: Gadus chalcogrammus (walleye pollock)
Lineage: Eukaryota; Metazoa; Chordata; Actinopteri; Gadiformes; Gadidae
Product: adenosine receptor A1-like
Exons: 4
Coding region: 887-1972 (361 amino acids)
Biological process (GO): G protein-coupled adenosine receptor signaling pathway
Cellular component (GO): synapse; membrane; dendrite
Molecular function (GO): G protein-coupled adenosine receptor activity
Source: RefSeq, a predicted model, not a curated record